Messenger RNA from Bursaphelenchus okinawaensis, 1377 nucleotides. The record is from the annotation of a GenBank genome assembly. Lineage: Eukaryota; Metazoa; Nematoda; Chromadorea; Rhabditida; Aphelenchoididae.
AUGUUAACAUUUAACAGUAGUAACACAGUCAAGAAUUGUGGUCAAGAUAUUACUGUCACAGACCAGGGACUAGCCUUCAGAUACGUCGACGGUAGAAUACGAGACAUGCCACAACAUCAAGCACGUCCAAUACAACGAAAAGCGCUACCUAUGACAACGCCUACGUCUAGGCCAACUUCAACAACCUCACCAACAACACAAGCAUACAAACCAAUAUACACAACUCAAUCGACAACUUACCCCCGGUCAACUUCCACGACAACAUAUACAACAACACCGUCUACAGAUGUACGAAGAAACAAAAACCAAGCCUUUGGUCUAAUAGCAAUGAUUAGACACGGGAAAACUCGAGAAGAAAUGAUAGCCCAAGGAUAUCCUCAAGCCGAAGUCGAUGAAUUUUUAAGACGCUUUCCUCGACCCAAGAGAGAUCUGGAUGCUUCAGAAGAAGAGACAGCAGAUCUUCAAUUCUCCGAACAUCAUCAACUAGAAACACUACGACAUCUUGCCAGAUCUAUGUGCGCGAUACAACGUCAAAAUGCCCGAUAUCUUCAAAACCUUAUCAGCCAAAAUCCAACUACGUUAAUGAGAAAAUUAUUAAAAAGAAGAAACAUCAUUGCGAGAACUCUAAGUGAAGAUACUAUGGAAAUUGAAAUGUGUACAGCACUGAAACCAGAAGAGUAUGCAUUCAUACCAAACCCAAACCAAUGCUCUAUUCUAGUCGACAUCAAGACACUUAAGAAGACAUACAGCUUGGAUAGAACUACUCAUAUACUUAGUGAGCCACAAAAGACACCAAACCAAACAACAUGUGGACCAACCAUAUUUUUGUCUUUAAACGACACUGUUUAUGAGUAUGAUCGGGCUACCGGGAAACUUUCAACAUCUACAAAUCAAUCAGCAAACUUGGUUAAAGAUGAAAACGAAGAUCAAUCAUUUACCUUCUUGGAUAAUGAAGUCAUAUUCCGAGACUUGAUUGUACAUCAUACAAACACUGAACAAGAAUUACUACUAAGGGAACUAGAAAAGGCUACGGAAAAAAAGACUCACAUCCUUAUACACGACCAAGACGCCAUGCAACAUCACAAUUUGGAAGAACUUUUGGAAUUUGGAUGGAUGGCUACUGUAUGGUACUAUGUAAAAAGAGUAUGGGUUAUAUGGGUGACAUUAGCGGCUAUGUGCGAGACCUAUCAACGUUUCUUCGCCUUUGUAGAAGACCUACGCGGCCGACGACAACCAGCAACGAAUACGAGAACCAGACCAGAAAUAAUCCCUUUAGUCACAUAUAAUACACAAGGCAGCCCCAGCGUCAACAUCAGAAGACAUGGAUCCAACGAAGUAAGAUCAAGCUCGUUAUUAGAAUCAAUACGACCAUCUUAG